Messenger RNA from Lotus japonicus, 926 nucleotides. RefSeq names its product BTB/POZ and MATH domain-containing protein 5-like. Gene Ontology annotation, molecular function: protein binding. Gene Ontology annotation, biological process: protein ubiquitination. The record is from RefSeq and is a predicted model, not a curated record. The transcript has 3 exons. The coding region runs from base 175 to 723 and encodes 182 amino acids. Lineage: Eukaryota; Viridiplantae; Streptophyta; Magnoliopsida; Fabales; Fabaceae.
UUUGUACAUUACAUAAUAAUUUGACUAUGUCACAAAAAAAAAAAUUGACUAACAUAUCUUCUAUCCUUUACAAGUCAAACAGGACAAUGAGACAAUCCAAACCCAAGUUUACUUGAAGUCUUGAACACGUGGUGGUGGUUCAUGGUUGAGAGUUAAUUCAAUUACGCCUACGCCAUGGACAAGGUGAUCGGAGAAUCCACACCACCACCAAUCCCUGAAACCGUGAAGGUUUCUCAGGAAUUCCAGAUCACGAGUUACUCAUCGCUGAACGGGAUUGGGAGCGGAAAGUACUUGGCAUCCGACCGGUUUGCGGUGGACGGGCACGAUUUCGCCGUCUACUUCUACCCGGACGGCAAGAACGCCGACGACGGCGGCGCCUACGUGUCAAUCUUCAUCGUGCUGGUUAGCGAAGCAAGCAAGAACGUGAAGGCUCUGUUCGAGUUGGGAGUUUUGGAUCAGAGUGGAAACCAGAAGCAUAUAGUGCAUAGCCAUUUUCACACCAUGCCGGAAUGUGGACCCUACAUGUUGACGUGUAGUGGCAGCAUGUGGGGCGGAGGCAGGGAGUGGCCUGCCUGUGCCAUGGCUACACCCAAGAUUUUGGGUUACAAGCGGUUUCUUAAGAAAACAGAUCUGGAGACUUUAGGAUACCUCAAAGAUGAUUGCCUCAUUGUGAAUUGUAGCGUUGGUGUUGUAAGGAGUGAGGACACGCACCGAGGGACCUGAAUGAUUUGCAAACUCCUCAGUUGAUGAAUUGUAUAUUACCUACAGCAAUUUGCAUUUGAACUUAAUCUUUAUAUCUACAUAGAACUUGUAAGUUGAUUUUAUCUAGACACAUGGAAGCAUUGUGAGAUAUGGUCGGCUUUUCGAAUUAUAAUGAAUUUGUACUGCAGAUCUUAUCAUAUAAAUUGGUAUUGAAUAUUUGAAUC